Molecule: messenger RNA, 826 nt
Organism: Phragmites australis (common reed)
Lineage: Eukaryota; Viridiplantae; Streptophyta; Magnoliopsida; Poales; Poaceae
Product: NADH dehydrogenase [ubiquinone] 1 alpha subcomplex subunit 13-B
Exons: 3
Coding region: 150-581 (143 amino acids)
Source: RefSeq, a predicted model, not a curated record
GUCACAGGGGUGAGGCGAUUCGCGACUCCAACCGAACCAAAUUCACAGCAUCGUCUCCUCCCCCAUCCUCACUAACCCUAUCGCUCGAUUUCCCCGGUGUUCUCCAGAUCUGCAGCCAGGCGGCCCGGCACCCGGAUCGGGGAGCGUAGAUGACGGAGGCCAUGGUGCGGAACAAGCCGGGGAUGGCGAGCGUCAAGGAGAUGCCCGUAGUGCAGGACGGGCCGCCGCCGGGCGGGUUCGCGCCCGUGCGCUACGCGCGCCGUAUCCCCACCUCGGGGCCCAGCGCCACCGCCAUCUUCCUCACCGCCUUCGGCGCCUUCGCAUGGGGCAUGUACCAGGUCGGCCAGGGGAACAAGGUCCGCCGUGCGCUCAAAGAAGAGAAAAUUGCUGCUCGUAGUGCUAUACUACCUAUGCUCCAAGCUGAAGAGGAUGAAAGAUUUGUCAAAGAGUGGAAGAAGUAUCUUGAAGAGGAGGCGAGGAUCAUGAAAGAUGUUCCAGGAUGGAAGGUUGGUGAAAACGUGUACAAUUCUGGGAAAUGGAUGCCUCCGGCUACCGGUGAGCUGCGUCCUGAAGUUUGGUAAAGGGUUUGUUGCAGCACUUUGAGAAUGUCAUCAUGUCAUGAGGACAUGAAUAAGGCUUUUAAACCUGGGUACCAUCAAUUUUCUAUCGGGGACCUACUCUUGAAACACCUUCUCUGUAUUUGUUGUGGUGUUGAAAUUUGGCUGGUUAAUAAUUGGACAUAUCAAACUGACUUCUUUUCUCUCUUCUCAACUGCGAACUAUGCUCGUACGUUGAUGUAACAUGUACAUGUUUGAUAUUGCGUUUC